Molecule: messenger RNA, 576 nt
Organism: Notodromas monacha
Lineage: Eukaryota; Metazoa; Arthropoda; Ostracoda; Podocopida; Cyprididae
Source: the annotation of a GenBank genome assembly
AUAAUUAAAGCGCAGAGUUCGUCUCGAUCAGCUACUUGUCCUCGUUGCCUUGCAUCAAGCGUUGCUUUUCCAUCAUUAGAUGACGACGAUGACAGUGAUUCCAAGACUUCCAUCACAUUUAAGGAACGGAAGCGGGAAGCACACACGCAAGCGGAGCAAAAGCGCCGUGAUUCCAUCAAGCGCGGCUAUGACAAUCUGCAAGAAAUUGUCCCUACAUGCGCGCAAUUGGAUAGUGUCAGUGGCUACAAAUUGAGCAAAGCUAUCGUUCUUCAGAGGUCCAUCGAUUAUAUACAGUUUUUGUCGCAGCAGAAGAAAAAACUGGACGAUGAAAUUACCUCGUUACGGAAAGAGGUCGUAGCAUUACAGAUCAUGAAGUCAAAUUAUGAGCAGAUUGUUGAAAGCCAGCAAAAUAGACCAGGUCCAUCCGCGGAAGCUGUAUCCGAUGCCGUGAAAUUUGAGGUGCUUCGGCAGAUUUUAGAAGGUCUUUACAGAUCUUUCGAUCACUCCGUUUCCGUCAACAAUUUUGCCGAGCUUUCCGGCUGCGUCUUCACGUGGUUGGAGGAAUUUUGUAAACCC